UUUAUGUUUAAAGAUUCUAAAGAAAGAUCAGUCAUAGAUAACAAUAACAUAGUUCUAAAGAUAGAAAAUCACACGAGAAUUUAUGCAUCUAUGUGUCCUGAUGAGAUUCUUGACGAUUAUGACAAUUAUGAAAUAAGAAAAUAUUUGACAACUCUAAUGCUCGGUGAUAUAUCAGGAUUUACUGAUUUUGCUGAAAAAUAUACUAGAACAGGUAAAGGUGGUGCAUCGAAAUUAACAGAGAUAUUGAACAGUUACAUCGGUGCAAUGGUUCAAGAAAUUUUAUCGCAUAACGGUGAUUUAUUAAAAUUUUCUGGUGAUGCAUUUAUCGUUAUGUGGAAACUUAAAAAGAAUGCUAACAUGCGUGAUUUAGCAACUAUGGCAAUUCAAACAGCAUGCAUUAUACAGAAACAUUUUGGGGCUUAUGAAACUGACGUUGGUAUCACUCUAAAAGUUAAACUAGCAAUAGCUUCUGGUAAAACAUAUUUCACGUGUAUCGGUGAUCCUAAAAAAAUGUCGCAUUACAUAAUUAUUGGUAAACCUGUUUGGGAAGUUAAAAAUGCUGAACGACUCUGCAAAGGUGGUGACAUUUUAGUAGCACUCAGCGCCUGGCAAUGGGUAAAUCCAAUCGAAUACAUUUAUGAAACACUUCCGGAUGGUUUGCAUACACUUAUUAUAGCUUGUUCUACAAUGUGGUAUACUUUGAAAGGCACUUAUACGUAUGACGAUGGUAAAAUUAUUACCAAGCAAUCCCUUACAUUUUAUGUAUACAAUAUUAACGAAAAAGAAACGUCUUCUCAGGAAUCAUCAACCGUGUUUAUAGAAAAAUUGGUAACGAAUAGUACAACAGUGUUAAUGAAUCUUUCAGGCUCUUUAAUGUACUCUAAAAAUAUGGAAAUAAUUGACUUUAGUUUGUUUUCAGUACGACCAAAAAUAAUAAAAGUAUCGAAAGCACAAUUGAAGGAUGCUUUGAGAAGUUACAUGUUAAAACCGGUAAUACGUUCAGUUGAAAUGGACGAACCGUUAGAAUAUUUAACAGAAAUGAGACAAGUUGUUAUAGUAUUUGUUAAUGCGGUUACUAGUGAAAUGAAAAAAAGACAAUUUAUCAAAUUGGUCGACGCAGCUUAUAAACUAGUUUGCAGGAUAGUUGAUAGGAUGCAAGGAUGUGUCAACAAAACGUCGCUCUUUGAUAAGGAUCUGACAUUUCUUUGUAUUUUUGGUUUACGAGGUGAAAAACAUGAACUUGAAUCACAAAUAGGUUUAAAAUGUGCAUACAGAUUACGAAUAGGUCUGAAAGAGUUAGCAUGCAUUACUAGCGUUACCGUUGGCGUUACAACUGGGAUGACAUAUUGUGGGGUUGUUGGUCAUAUUUUGAGAAGAGAGUACACGGUUAUUGGAAUGACAGUAAAUAAGGCAGCACGACUUAUGAUGGGUUACAAUAACAAGGUUAUCUGUGAUAGAGAAAGUUUUCUUCAUUCACGAUUAGAAGUUAGCCAUUUCAAAUUACAAGAACCGAAAUAUUUUAAAGGAAUAACCGAUGUUGGUCCAGUCUACGAGUUUGAAGAACAAGUCAGAUAUAAAGUAUCGGAAAUGGUUUGGAAUAAAUAUCCUUUGCUAGGUAGGGAUAAUGAAAUGAAUUUUUUUCGACACUUGUUAGCCAAUUUGGUGGAGUAUCUUCACUUUGGAAAUGAUUCACCUAAUAAACCACAGUAUAAUACGUUAAUUAUAAGAGGAGAGCCUAGAAUAGGAAAAACAAGAUUGUUAGACGAAAUGGUAUUGAACAUACCAAGUGGUAUUCCAUUGAAUUACAUUUCCCUUGUUUCAACAGAUAUACAGGUUGACCAUACAAUUUUCUUUCCCUUUUUGAUAAUAUAUUUGAAAAUAAAAAAAGGUAUAAAAAUAAGGGAACAUCUUUUCAGAACAGAUCCGUACACCUUAGUUCAUCUAAUAUUUUCCUUACCAUUAAAAUUCUCAUUAACGUCAACGCCAAAGGAUCGAGAAGAAAAAUUAAUUCGUUUAUUAGGCAACGUACGUUAUCCUGAAUACCUCUGUGCUUUGAAUCAAGUCUUCAACGUUUCUUUCCCAAUGACCAAACAAUACAGAUCAUUUAUGGAAUUAGAAAAACAAAAAAUACUUGAACAACUCUUGAUAAACUUAACGAAAAAAUGUUUUCCCAAAUUUUGGGUCAUUAUCAUUGAUGAUUUUGAAUACGCCGAUAAAGAGUCCUUGAACUUUUUUGAUAUUUUUGUUAAAACCAAUAUGUUUUUGUUCAUCAUUAGCGUUGGUGGAAAAGUUGGUGCCGAAUAUAGGCAUCAUACAUUACUGGAAAGAGCAUAUGUCAUGGAACUCCAAGGUAUCGACAAAUGGUAUCACAUUGGUAUUGUUUGUCAAGUACUCAAUGUAAUUGGCAUAUCUCCAGAACUGGAGAAAUUAAUUCAAAAUCGAAGUUUAGGAAAUCCAGGUUGGAUAGAAAGUUAUUUGAUGACCCUAAUGCAAAGUGGUAAUUUAGCAAUCAUAACAGUUACCAGAAGAGAAGCUGAAACUAUGGGAUAUGUUUUACCCAAUGUAAAAAUGUUAAAAAGACAUACUUUGAAUAAUAUAUUUAAAAAUACUGGUCCUGUUCGAGAAGAUAGGUGGGAAAUGUACGAAACGAGUUAUACGAGUAACGUAAAUCUAUCUAGUAAUGAAAUACUUCAUCAAUCUGAUACUGAUUUGUCUAAACACGAAGAGAUAAGUGUAGCUUUUUCGAAAACACUAGACUCUUUCUCGAUCAAAAAUACAAAUAUUGACAUGACAAUGGACGUUAUAAUUUUAAAAUUAUUCGAUUCUUUAACACCUCUUGAUCAAUUUUUACUUAAAUGUGCUUCUGUACUUGGUAUAUUUGUUAAUCGAAAAAUGUUGGAAAGUAUAACUGAAAUAUCCAAAAAAGACACGGCAGUAGCGAUUCGUAAACUUUUUGAAAUUCGAAUUUUCGAAUGUGGAAUGGGAGAUUUUAGUAAAAACGUUGGCCCUAUUAUUUACUACAGAAAUAUACGUAAUCAUGUUGGUGAUAUUGGUGUUAAAUGUAGGUGUAUUAACCUCGUAAUUCCAGAAGAAUUGUCGAAUAUGCCAAAAUAUGCAUCAUGCGGUCUUAUGCGUUUCAAGAUGGCGUUAUUUCGAGACACCACAUAUGGAUUACUCACGGAGAAUCAAAAAAUCGAGUUGCACAACAAAGCACUAAAAUUUCUACAACACAAUACCAGACGUUGCGAGGCUUGUGGCAAAGGACAUUUCACCAAUUUAUUAGAUAUAAACAUUUUUAGCGAAGUUGAAGGAGUACCAAUACAUUGGGAAUAUCCAUUGAAUUUAAAACGACAACUCCAUAACGUUAAUUCUCGGAUAUUACCCAGAAUAAAAAGCGUUUUAUCUAAUAAGAAUAGUUUAUCUUAUCUAAAUGUUUUCAAGAAACCAGAAAGAAAACCGGCACGUACUUUUUCCAAUCUUGAUUUUACUAAUUGUCAAUGUAAUCUGAUAUUAUUAACAGUUUACACGCAAAUGGUUGAACAUUGUUAUGGAAUCGGUAAGAAUGAUAAAACUUUAAUCGCCAUAUUGGGAUACGCUGAGAUUUGUAUAGAAAAUCAAAAUAUUCCUCAAGCAAGGAAAUUGUUGGACGAAGCUGAUAAGAUACUUCAACAGAUGUUCGACCCAAACAAAAAUGAAGUGAUUAGAUUCCUUUACCUCACAGCAAAGAUUCAAACUUUGCAAGGUAAAUGUUACUUCAAUUAUGGCCAUACUUCUGAAGCUGAAAAAAGCUUAAACAAAGCUAUGAAAACAUUAGGCUACAAUUUUCCACGUAUGAAUAUAACAACUCAUUUAAAAACAGCGUUCCAAUUGAAGAAACUGAAAUUAUUAUUAUUCUGUCCAAGAAAACGAAAACGUAAUAUCGAGGAUGACGAUGACGUCAGGAAAUACGCUAAUCAGUUGGCAUACUGUUUGGCUCAAAUGUUUCAAGUUUACAAGGCUAAAGGUAUGAAAAAACAGGCUAGAUUAGCAGCAAUAUGGGCACUGAACACGGCACGACCCAACAACGAUUUUUUCAUACUUUCCACGUGUUACACCAACAUGCUAAUUACUGCUCACGUUUAUCGCAUAAAGUACAUACACACACAUGAACUCAUUAGGAACAUAAUUAUAUCUUUGGAGAAGGAGAGCAUUGAUUUAUGUAACGAAGAAACGAGAAUAAUCGAGUACCAACAUCUUAAAGUCAUAGUUGAACUUUAUGCAGGUAUUUUUUUUUCACGUUGGAUCAGAGGACAAAUUAAAAAAGCUCUGGAUAUUGGCUUUAUUGUCAUGAAAUUAGCAAAAAGCAUUGAUUUAACUUAUAUUCAGUGCAUAGUUUUACCACAACUCGUUCAUCUAUUAAUGAUUUCUUGCCGACAUUCCGAAGUGGUUUCAAUAUUACGAGACUUAGAAUUUAUAUCGAAAAACAACAUAGACAAAUCCGGUCGUACGUGGUAUUACGCAAUGUGCGCAGAUGUACAAUUGGAUGUAGGAUUUACGAUUCUUUCUUAUGAAAAUUGCAAAAAAUAUUACUUAAAAGAAGGUGAAAGCAUGUUUAGUUUACGAAAUCCAGAAGCUGAAAGACGAUAUUUUACAUCUAUGUGGUUAUGGUGUGUUAGAAACCAAGAAUGGGAAGCAUCUAACAUAUGGAUGAAAACAAAUUUUAAAAUAAACACAAGUGAUGAAGACAUAGUUGCAGCUACUAUAACAGAUUUAAAAAAACUCGAAGGGUUACUUAUUUCUUACGUUUAUUAUGUUAACAAACGUGACGUCAAAGCAAUACAUAUUAUGGCGGAUAUCAAAGUUUCUUUUAAAAAUGUUAAAAAGAUGAUAAGCAUCGUGAAAAUUGCUAUACCAAGAUACGUAUUUAUAAAAGCUUACUAUCACAUGGUCCGAGGUCACAAAAGAAAAGCUAUAAAAAUUCUGCAAAAGACAAAAAAGAUAUCUAACAAAAUGGAAAAUAAAAUGAUUUAUAAAUGGGCAAUGCACUGUAAACAAGCCUGGGAAGGAAAAAUGUCUUCGAUACAACAAGAUUUAUGGCAAUUACAGUCAACGAUUUUUUCAUCUUCUACUUGGGAGGAAAUUAAUACAAAUAAUUCUGAAAUCAUUUUUUAUACUUUGCCAAUACCAAACUAUGUGCGUUAAAUCUUACAUUUUCUUUUAUUAACAUAAGAUCAUUUAAUGAAAUAUAUUUUACUAUAAAAAAUAAU
Polistes dominula (European paper wasp) is the source of this 5246-nucleotide messenger RNA. RefSeq names its product adenylate cyclase type 10-like. The record is from RefSeq and is a predicted model, not a curated record. NCBI's taxonomy places the organism in Eukaryota, Metazoa, Arthropoda, Insecta, Hymenoptera, Vespidae. Gene Ontology annotation, molecular function: protein binding; adenylate cyclase activity. Gene Ontology annotation, cellular component: cytoplasm.